This is a messenger RNA of Paramecium sonneborni, 3823 nucleotides long. The record is from the annotation of a GenBank genome assembly. NCBI's taxonomy places the organism in Eukaryota, Ciliophora, Oligohymenophorea, Peniculida, Parameciidae.
AUGCGUUGAAAGUUAUUAAAAAGCAGUUAAUUUUUAAUGUGUUUGUAAUGAUGGAUAUUAUACUGAUGGAUCAAACCAAUGUUAAAUUUGCAAUUCUCCAUGCUCUGAAUGUGAAGAUAAUGCUGAUAAGUGUAUUGGAUGCAUAUCUACUUUUACAUUAAGUUAAUCUAUACAAAAUAAAUGUGUUUGCUCAUCUGGAUAUUAUUAAGUUAAUCCUACAACAUGUUAACAAUGUAUAGCCCCUUGUUUAACUUGUGAAUAGAAUUAAAAUCACUGCCUUAGUUGUGUUGAUGUAAAUUAAGAAUUAAAUGAAUUAAAUCUUUGUGUUUGUAAAACAGGAUGGAUUAUUAAUACUAAUGGUAUCACUUGCAUUUAAUGUUAAUUGCCAUGUUUAGAUUGUAUAUAGACAAUAAAUAAAUGUACUUCCUGUUAAGAUUAAUAAUAUUAAUCACCUGAUUCCUGUUUAUGUUAAUCUGGAUGGAUUUAUGAUAAUAAUUACUUUUGUAUUCCAUGCUUAUAACCUUGUUAAACUUGUUAAAUAUCUACAUCCUAAUGCUUAACAUGUUUGGAUGAUAAUCAUAUAAUAAAUAACUUAUCAUAGUGUGUUUGUAAACCUACUUAUUAUUCUGAUAGUUUAAUAACUUGUGCAAAAUGUAAUUAACCAUGUUAUGAAUGUGAUUCAAAUGGAUGUAUCAAUUGUUUAGAUAUAAAUUCUAUUCUUGAUUCUGAUCAUAAUUGUGUAUGUAAAUCUGGAUAUGUUAAUUAUGGAAUUUAAUGUCUUUAAUGUUAGAAACCUUGUUCUUCAUGUAUUAACACAGUUGAUAAAUGUUUAACAUGUUUUGAUAUAAACCAAACUAUCAAGAAUUUUUAAUGUAUAUGUAAUGAAGGGUUUUUAAUGAAAGGAUAAAUUUGUUGUGAUUAAUAUUGUAAUGAUUGUCAAGCAAUUGAUAAUUGUGGUCAAUGCAUGAAGGGAUAUUUUGUUUCCUCUAAUAAUAGAUGUUUAUAAUGUAUUGAUAAUUGUGAUUUUUGCUAUAAUUAAACAAAUUGUCAAUUAUGCUAAUUUGGAUAUUUUCUUAAUUAAUAGACAUAAUGUGAAUCAUGUAUAUCCAAUUGUAAAAUUUGUAAUAAUUCUUCUAAUUGUGAUUUAUGUUUUGAUGGAUUUUAUAUAUUGGAUUAUAAAUGUGAAAAAUGUAAUUAAAAUUGUUAAACUUGUAAUGAAUAAGCCUCAAAUUGCAUUACUUGUAGAUCUAAUCAAGUAAUUAAUAGUAACAACUAAUGUGUCUGUAUUGUUGGAUAUUUUGAAUAGUUUAAUGUAUGUCUUCAAUGUGAUUAUCCUUGUAAAGCCUGUUCAAGUUUUACUAUAUGUGAAGAAUGCCUUAUGCUAUCGAAUUUAUACUUAGAUGAAAAUUUUUAAUGUAAAUGCUCUAGAGGUUAUUUUUGGAAUCAAACGAACUGUUUGUAAUGCUAUAAAAAAUGCUUGACUUGUUUUGAUAAUUAAUUUAAUUGUCUUAGUUGUGAUUAAAAUCAACAUAGAAUAUUAAUAAAUAAUAAAUGUUAAUGUGACUAAAAUUAUUUUGAAAGUGAAGAUGGUUAUUGCAUUUCAUGUUUUGAUACUUUAGGAAAGUCUCAAAAGAAUUGCAAAUACUCAAAUUGUUAUGAUUCAAUAUGGACAUAUGGAGAAGAAUGUGAUGAUGGUAAUUUUGUAAAUAGAGAUGGCUGCUCUAAUUGUAAAAUAGAUCUCAACUACUCUUGUAAUAAUAUAAUACUAAAACCAUCAAAAUGUUUUCAAUGCUCAUCAAAUUGUAUAAAAUGUGAAUUAAAUCCUUUAACAAACAAAUCAUCAUGUAUUAAAUGUUAAAUUGGUUAUUUCCUAGAUAAAAACGAUUGCGUAGAGUGUUCUAUAAAUUGUUUUGAAUGUAUUGAUUAAGCUUACAAUUGUAUAAGUUGUAAGUUUCCAUAAUAGAAGAAUCUUAAAUGUUAAAUUUGUUAAUCUGACUCAGGAUACUAUUCAGAUGAUAUAAAAGGAAUUUGUUUGAAUAAUUGUGGAGACUCUAUAAAAGUAAAAGAGGAAGAAUGUGAUGAUGGAAAUCUUAUUAAAGGUGAUGGAUGUGAUGAUUAAUGCAAUUUAGAAGAAUAGUAUAUCUUUGUUAAUGGUUAAAGUAUCAUUCCAACUUAUCCAAAACCUACAUUAAAGAGUAUCGGAGACACUUAAAUAUAUUCUGUUAUUAGAUUAUUUAAAUUGUCUUAUGAUACUCCUAUUAUCAUUAAUGAUAAUUUUUAAAUUAAAGAUUAUCUUUCUAUUAAUAUCUCAAACUAAAAUAUUAUUAAACUCAUUGAUUAACCCUUUGAAUUAAGCUAAGAAAUUACAUAAAUUAAUGAAUUUAAUCUUUCAAAAUUAAAUUUAAUCAUAAAUAUCACUUUUUAGAGAGACUCAUAAGAUGAAAUUCUAUUGAUAAAAUUCUUAAAUAGCUCAGUAAUUUAUUCAAAUGAUGGAUACUCACAAAUAGAAAAAGAAGUUUCUUGCUCUAUACCGAAAGUGAUAUAUAUUGAUGAUGGUACCAUUACUCAAGUAAAGAUUACUUCUGAAAGUAAUACUUACAUGCUCUACUUUAUUUGUGUCAUGUGUGGAGGAUCAAUAUUAUUUGGUGGAUUUGAAGUUUUUUUCAAUUUAUUGGAUACUCUUUAGAUGCUAUCAUAUUUGAAAUACAUCAACACUCCUAUGCCUUAUAAUUUAUAAAUAUAUUUUGAGCUGUUUAGAUUCGCUUAAUUUAACUUCAUUUAAAAGAUUUUUGAUUUCUCAGGAUUUAUUGAAUCAAUUCUUGACAUAAACCAUUUAAAAAGAAUACCCACUAAAAUAGCUGCUGAUAAUUUAACUUCACUAUUCAUAAUUAAUGCCUCUACAAUUAUUACUGUCUGGAUUUCUCUUUUUGCUAUUUAUUCAAUUGCAAGAAUUGUACCUAAAAUUUUAUAAUCCAUUAAAUGUAAAUUUUAUUCUGAUAAUGAAAGUUAAAAUUAAUGGCUAAUCUAAUUUGGAGUAUAUUAUUUAACUAUUAAAUAUUUCAUUAAUAAGUUGUGUUUUAUUAUUGUCUCUGAAUUCUUUUUUAGUGGAAUUUUACGUGUUCAUAUGACAACAGCAUAUGACUUUUCUUUUAGUAUAAUUCUUUAAUUAUAUGCUUUGCAACCUUACUCAUCAAAUAUUUUUAUUAAUCUUAGUUCUAUAUUAGCUUGUAUGGCAACUAUAAUCUAUAUCUCGAGCAUUUAUUUUGUAAUUAUGAUAUCGUAAAUGAAAAAAUACUCCCUUAAUAGUAAACAAAUAUAAACUAAGUAUGGAUCAGUUUUUGAAGGCAUAAUAAUAAAUUAAUUUUCCAAAUACUUUAACGCUUUGCUUCUAAUUAAAAAGCUUAUUUUUAUGGUGUUGUUAAUCUUUUCUUACGAAUUUCCAACUUUACAAGCAUGUAGCAUUACUUUUCUAUCAAUCUCUACGACCCUAUUUUAAAUAUUAUUUUGUCCAUUAAAAGAUAAAAUAGAAUAUUUUAAAUAGUUAUUAUGUGAAGUUAGUGUUACUUUAACGCUUCUAGGUCUUACAAUUCUCACUUAUGAUUUUGAAUUAGAGUAUUUCCAGUAUAAAACUCGAUAAUAUAUUGGUUGGGGUUGUAUAUUUUUUAUGACCUCUAUUUUAUUUAUUUAAUUAGUAAUUGACAGUUUUUAAUAAUGGAAAUUUCUUUAUUAUAAAUACAAGCAAAUAAGAAAAAUAGCCCAAUCAAUAUUUAGAAUAUUUAAAAAAAAAAAUCAAGUUACUGCUCCAUCAAACAUUUUCUAAUGA